UGCAUGCAGGAGUACGGGUGCUGUUUUGUGUGCUCUACAAAGGAAAUUGGAGGAUAGGAGGAAACCUAAUGCAAUCCGUUCUGUGACAAUCGAGCCCGUAAACUCGUGAUCAGCGCCGCGAUGAGCUUUACGACGAUUUCGAAGAAUUACGGUGGAGAAUAAAGGCAAGUUAGUAAGGGGGUUAAGGGGGGAGGGUGGGACUUGAACCCUAAACCUCAUGCGUGGGGAAUGAACACAAAAGACUGAAGAUAAAGUUCUCUUUCUCCCUUUGUAUGAUUUAGGAUCGGAGGUAAAGGAAGAGAUCGAAGCGGGCAUCAGUCAAUGGAAUAGAAUCGGGAGCAACCUUUCUCCUAUAUUCUUUACGCGAAACCUGAGAAGGUUUAUUAUUUGGCUUAGGGUUUGCUAUCCCCUUGAAUCCUACUACCGCUUCAACCCAAUAGACUUCUUGCUUUGAGGGCUGGCACUGCAAUCAUUGGAAUGACUUCUGUGCUUGCUUGAUUGGAACGACUGCUUCUCUCUUAUCUUACCUGGACUGCCAACUGCACUGGCACCCCACUUGCUAUUGAUUAGAUAUCCAUUUAGAAUUAGGUUGCCAGGGAUAGUUCAUCUUACAAUUACUAGCCAUAGAAGUUCGUUUCUAAGUUACCAUAAUAAUUAGGUUAUAAUGGGAUUUUCGUUUCAUGUGUGUUUUGCAACUACCUUAGAAAGUUUAAGUUGGGAGGCUUUUGGAUGGCCAAUUACUGCAUGGGAUUCUUUUUGAAUUUCUCCGUCAAAAACAAGUUAGUGGAGUUCUUUCAACAUUGUAGUGUUUCUGUAAGUCUGUCUUCUUGUAAAGUUUCAAGGCUGUGGUUGGAUCUGUAAAAGUUUCCAUAACUGGUUAAACAUGCUUCAAAGUUUACCAUAGGGGUCGUAGACUAUGACCCCCCUUGUUCGUUUGGUUCCGUAUCAUUGCUCUUAAAUAUUAAUGGAAUUUAAAAGGAUCUCCCGCUAUGAUGAGUCUAAGGAUGUUGGGGACAUCCUUUAGUUAAGCAUGAGGGAGUUCUCUUUCCUAAGAUUUCAGAACUAUAAGCAUUGACACCAAAGUCUGAGAGCGUAAGAUUCACAUGUCUGACAUGCUUAACCAAUUCCAUGCAAGAUAUGUGAGAUUUUCAUCCUACCUUUAGCUUAGGAGAAACAAUUAGCGGGACAUUGUCAUAUACUACCGUGGGCAUCCAUUUGAAAUUGCUUUCCUUUGUUUUGAUGCCCAAGCCAGUGAUCCACUGAGUUUAGAGAUACAGCUCAAGCUUAAUCACGUGCAUGAAGCAUCUUCAAUACCUCUUGGCUUUUGUAUCUGCCUCUGGUUUGCAACCUUCCCUUUUCUGGGGUUCUAUGAGAACAUGUUAUAUGGAGUAAUCAUUUGAUGAGCGUUGGAUACCAUAACUGAGGGCUCCUUCGGUAAUCUUGCUUAUUAGCCUGUGUCUUUGAUCCAGGCGCAAAAUAAGCAAAUAAGCAAUAUUGGCAAACGGGCCAUGGAGAUGAUGAAAGCUACUCUGGGGCCAUGGGAGUGGAAGAGUUUGAAGAUUAAUUGAUUGUGUGGUGUAAUACAUGUUGAAUUCCGAGAUGCUUUGAGUUUGUAUGAUACUGAAACCUAUUUCUUUAAUGUUGCUUGCGAAAUACGGAUUACGACCCUGUUAAAAAUUGCUUGAUCGCUAAAGCUCUGACUUGGCGUUGAAGAUCAGUAUAGGCCAAGUCUUACUCCUGGUGCUUCUUUUGUUGCUGUUUACUUCCUCUAGCAAGUUUUCUUAUAUCUGGCGAUGACUUUGUAAUGGGGAAAUUGCAUGAAAAAACUAGCAGAGGGAACUUGUUCUUGUGAACUUGAAGAGAGUUUGCCUUUUUCUUUAUGUACUCAUGAAUCAUGAUAAGUUUCUCUGUCACAUGCGCAUGCAUACACAGUAAUUUAACGAUCUUAUGCCGCACCCAGCAAUAGAUAGAUACUCAGGUAUUAGAAUCAUUGAGUUGUUGGAUAUACUAUUAGUAGCACUCUGGGAUGGUCCUGGCUUAUGGUUUGAAUUGUAAUAAAUGGGCAUAGGCAUAAAUGUGUUGUGAAGUAUGUUCUUCUAUAUUUCCUGAUAUAGGCGUAUUACAAUAUGAUAAAUGUAUGGCGAAAUGCAUUAGCCUUAUCCUUUCUAAUCAAGAAAAGCAGCCUCUCGAGUGUAUUAAGUUACAUGGGAGCAGGCUCUUGGGAUUGUAUAUCAUAGUACAUUUAAGGUGAAUUUAUAUCACCUGAAGCAUAUGACCUAUUGAGUGAGUUAAUCUAUUUUUAGUUUGUGACAUUGUAUCUUGUGCUCUUGUUUGUCUUUUUCCUUAAUCAGGUUCAAAUCUUGAUGAAUUAGCUGAAGAGAAACUACCGCCCUAUACAGAUGUGGCCCCUUGGGUGAUGUGCCAUGGACUUCAUAUUCCAAAUACAUCUUUUGUAUAAGCAUUGCGUGUUUAAAGAUGGUGAAAGUACAAAGAGUUUAUGGAUAUCUUAUCCUGAUCACAAACGAUUGAAGAUUGAGAGGCAAGAUUUUGAACUAGCACUGAACUGCCCAGGGCACUGUUUGAUAUUUGACCGUAGAGUUCGUUCAUAUAGAGGCCAAUGGAUAGCGGACGUUUUGACAAAGAAGCUUGCAGCAGAGCAUGGUGCCACCAUGGAUUAUUUUGGAGCUCUUCACUUUCAACUGCCCCUUUGUUGUAUCAUGAUUUAGUUGCGAUAGUACGCCAAGUUGGAAAAUAGGAAAUUGGUUGUACAUUCGUGGUUCAAUGUAAAUAAUGGUCAUUUCAAAGAGGAAACCCGUCUCUCUUUCUGAAGGUUUGAAUAGGAAAGGGGACACUGCGAACAGGAAUUAACAUUCACAGAUACCAUCACAUUUUCCUUUUGCUGUUUACAUUAUGUAAAGAGUGAAUGCUGCAAAAUCCCAAAGCAGGAUCAAAAUUUUCAGCGUAUUUGUAAGUGUAUAAUUUUUUCAUCAAUGAAGGCAAAAACACGA
Molecule: messenger RNA, 3008 nt
Organism: Rhododendron vialii
Lineage: Eukaryota; Viridiplantae; Streptophyta; Magnoliopsida; Ericales; Ericaceae
Exons: 5
Coding region: 2424-2726 (100 amino acids)
Source: RefSeq, a predicted model, not a curated record